Mercenaria mercenaria is the source of this 4739-nucleotide messenger RNA. RefSeq lists its product as uncharacterized. The record is from RefSeq and is a predicted model, not a curated record. The transcript has 19 exons. NCBI's taxonomy places the organism in Eukaryota, Metazoa, Mollusca, Bivalvia, Venerida, Veneridae. The coding region runs from base 84 to 2540 and encodes 818 amino acids.
GCUCCCCUCACAGGAAAAAGGAGAUCAAGAAAUGAAAUGAUAUGAUGCUGUAUUGAGUUAACACUUCUGACUGGGGAGCAAAAAUGGCAUAUCUUGUAAUAGUCCAUGUACCUUAUACACCCUUCACAGAGGUGGAGGAAAAGAAAGGAGAUACAUGUAUCAACAAGUCUGUAAUACAAACAAGAGAGGAAGAAAAUCAGCUAACAGUUGACAGUGGCAUUGCGGAUAACAAUAAACUAGAAAGUGAUCAAGAUAAAGAAGUUGAUGAAGAGGGAUCUGCAAACCUGACUGAUGCUGUGUCUGUAUCUAAUGAUGACGUGGAGGGUCCUGCCAAAGAAAACACUUCAAAGCAGAAUGAAGACACACCUAUACCUAAUGGGGAAGUAGAAAGACCAGCUGGAGAAAGCACUGAGGGAACAGAGGAAGAAAGUAUUCCAGGGCAAGGCGAAUCUGAAACUGACAAAGAUACAAAUAUUGAAGGGAGUAGAGUUCUACAAAAUGAUAAAGAAGAUGAGUCAGAAGAUAUAAUUGGGAAAUGUGUAGAACCUGAAAUAGGUGCUGGAAGGGAAGAUCCUGAAAAAGAUGUGGAAGAAGAUAAAGCCCCUGAGAGUCUCAGUGAGGAUGAUUCGCCCUUGACGCCAUUGUUCCAGAAAAUACCUAUACAUAGAAGAGUUGAACAAGAAUUGAUAAAGAUGGAAGUUAACAAUGUAGAUAUAAGAACAGUAGGAUGUGGAACAUAUCAAAAGUUUUCUUUUGUACAAAAUGACAGUAAGAGGUGUGAGCAGAUUCUCAACAGGCUAAAAGGUAUUGGUGUUGGUAUCACUGCAGGAUCUUCUGUUAGUGUGUUCCCAUCCAGUGUUCAUGAGUGGGUGGAGCCUGAGGUAGAAGACAAACUAACAAAUGUUGAAGGUGCUGAUGAAGAUUCUCCUGGAAAGAAAAAAGAGGAUGAAGAACAGGUUCAUAAAGAAAGUCAGUUUAAGAAAUCAGUGAAGUCAAGACUUCUUGUGGCUCAGGUGGUGAAAUCGGUGAAAGCAAAUGCUCUGUUCACCUUUGAUUACCUUGUGUUACUGAUUUUGGCAAGUAUUAUAGCUUGUAUUGGUCUGGUUGAGAAUAGUUCAGUUGUACUUGUGGCUAGUAUGCUGAUUUCUCCACUUAUGGGUCCAAUCUUGGCAGCAACAUUUGGUCAGGUUAUCAGAAAGAAAGAUUUACGAGACCUUGGCUUGAAGUCAGAGAUGAAAGGACUGGCUCUAUGUUUAGUAGUAGGAUUUACAUUUGGCCUAAUAUCUGGUGGUGUUGGACUUCAUGGUGCUAUAUGGGGGAGUUCAGACUCAUAUCCCACAAUGGAAAUGAGAUCAAGGGGUAUGUGGAGAAGUUUAUGGGUUGGUGUGCUUAUAGCAAUACCUUCGGGGGCAGCUGUGGCUAUAUCAGUGCUGGGCGGAAAUGCAGGAUCAUUGGUGGGUGUGGCCAUCUCAGCAUCACUCCUCCCACCUGCAUGCAAUGCGGGUAUGUUGUGGGCCUAUUCAAUAUUAGCUGCUAUUAGACCUCCAGCGGUUAAGGCAGUUUCUUCAGUUACCAUGGAAACCAUAGCUACAACUGCUGCUACAGCUGUAGUUAACUCCACACAAUCAGCAAUCAAUUCUUCAGUCUUUACAAAUGUAACAUCAACAACACCUAUAUCUGUGAUAACAACCGAGGUACUACCUGCAGAUGGUUGUCCUCCGCUAGUUGACAACAUGUACAAGGAGGUGUAUUUCUGUAACAUGGCACAUGAAGCAGCACUGCUAGGCCUCAUCAGCUUGUUAUUGACAGUUGUCAACAUAUGCUGUAUCAUUGUUAUUGCUAUUUUUGUGUUAAAGAUUAAAGAGGUUGCCCCGAAUACAGCAGGAUCAGGUACUUUCUGGAGGGAGGAUGUUCAGGUUGCAAGGGAUUACUACAGCACAGCAAAAGGUGAAGAUUCAGUAUCAUUGGGUAAAAAGUUUUUAGAAGAAUACAAAAAGAUACAAGCAGAAAAGAAAAAGGAGAAAAACAAAGAUGAAGAUUCCAGUGAUGAGUCCAUGGAUGACAAUUAUGCAGCAAUAGAAAUGCAUGACAUGUUAGAGGAUGUUGAAAAUUCACCAGAUUGCCUGGAACUAUACUCCAAGCUUCAAAACUUUAGAACAGAGAGAAUUGCAGAGGAUUUGAGCAGGGAAUAUUAUAAAGCAACUAUGAAUAUUACAAACAAGCUAGCAAAGAGACCUGGUGUAUACCUUGCUGACCAUUCUGUCAGGGAUAGCAGCUUUCAUAGGGCAUAUAAUACAAUACACCAUGUCCCAUCAACAGAACGUGCUGGACUGGCAGAACUCAGGGAUAAAUUUAAGAGUAGAAAAGUACCAAGUAUGUAUAUUGAACCAACAUACAAUCAAGCCAAUGAAGUUGGUGUAGGAAAUGCUAAGCAGUCAAGACCAAGAUCAUCUCUAGGUUUGACCAGCGGAUUGUUUAAAAGAAGAAAAAAGGUCAAAUUUGAAGUUACAAAAGUAGAAGAAGAACAAGAAUUAGUAUAGAAAUUGUUAAACCUAUAUUUAUGUCCACCUUAGAAGAUUGUCCGUAUUGUUUAGCUCAUUGUGGGUUGGUCAGUUUUUCAGUUUGUUGGUCAGUACACAAUUUGGUUUCAAAUCAAUAACUAGAGAAUGCUUGGGCUCGUAAUGGUCAAACUGCAUAAGAAGAUUGUCUGUGGUUAAUAGAUUUGGAAUCAAUAGGUCAAAGUGGCCAAACUUUAUAGUAUGAUUGCCUGUGUUCAAUAGAUGACACCAAUUGUGUCAAAGGUCAAUGGCACAGUGACCUCAAGACUAAAAAUGAUUUCCACUCAGUAACUAAGGAAUCCUGUAGCCUACUGCAUGCAAACUUCAUAGGGUCAAAGUCAGUGACCUUGUGAUUGAAACUGGUUUCUUAUCAAUUACUAGAAAAUUCUUAGGCUUGUGAUUGCUAGUCUCUGACCCCUGUUGUUUUAGGUCAGAGGUCAAGGUCACAGCAUACCAAAUUAAAUACCAAGUUACCUCAGACAGGCCAUCAUUGGGGCAUCUGUUUUACAAAUGGCUGUUGUUUCAGAGCUUUUAUUCAUUACAGCUCAUGCAAAUUACCAACAUUUAUAUACAGUUUGACACUUUUUUAGCUCACCAGAGCUCAGGGUGAGCUAUUCUGAUCAGUCACUGUCUGUCGUCCGUUGUCCGUCCGUAAACUUUUACUUUAAACGACAUCUCCUCAUAAACCGCUAGGCCAAUUUCAUCCAAACUUCACAGGAAUGUUCCUUGGGUGAAGCUCUACAAAAAUUGUUCAAAGAAUUGAAUUCCAUGCAGAACUCUGGUUGCCAUGGCAACUGAAAGGAAAAACUUUAAAUAACCUUCUUCUCAAAAGCCAGAAGCCCUAGAACUUAGAUAUUUGGUGUGAAGCAUUGCCUAGUGGACCUCUACCAAUUUUUUUCAAAUCAUGACCCCGGGAUCAAAAUUGACCCCGCCCCAGGUAUAACUUGAUUUUACAUAGGAAAAUCUUAAAAAAUCUUCUUCUCAAAAACCAGAAGCCCAAGAGCUUAGAUAUUGACAUGUAGCAUUGCCUAGUGGACCUCUACUAAAGUUGUUCAAAUCAUGACCCCCACCCCAGGGGUCACUUGAUUUUACAUAGAUUUCUAUAGGAAAAUCUUCAAAUUUUUUAAAAAAAUAAACCAGAAGGCCUAGAGCUUAGAUAUUUGACAUGUAGCAUUCCCUAGUGGACCUCUACAAAAUGUGUUAGAAUUAUGACCCCCGGGGUCAAAAUUGACCCCGCCCCAGGGGUCACUUGAUUUUACAUAGGAAAAUCUUCAAAAAUUUUCUAAAAAUAAACCAGAAGGGCUAGAGCUUAGAUAUUUGACAUGUAGCAUUGCCUAGUCGACCUCUACAAAAUUUGUUCAAAUCAUGACCCCGCCCCAUGGGGUUACUUGAUUGUACAUAGAAAAAUCUUCAAAAUUUUCUAAAAAUAAACCAGAGGGCCUAGCGCUUAGAUAUUUGACAUGUAGCAUUGCCUAGUGGACCUCUACAAAAUUUGUUCAAAUCUUGACCCCCUUCCCACCCCCCAGGGUCAAAUUGACCCCACCCCAGGGGUUACUUGAUUGUACAUAGGGAAAUCUUCAUAAAUUUUCUAAAAAUAAACCAGAGGGCCUAGAGCUUAGAUAUUUAUGCCCCCCUUUUAAAAAGGAGGGGUAUAUUGUUUUGCAGAUGUCGGUCGGUCUGUCGGUCGGACGGUCGGAAUGUAGACCAAUCCAUUUCCAGAUGAUAACUCAAGAACGCUUGGGCCUAGGAUCAUGAAACUUGAUAAGGAGGUUGGUCAUCACCAGCAGAUGACCCCUAUUGAUUUUGAGGUCUGUAUGUCAAAGGUCAAGGUCACAGUGACCCUGAAUAGUAAAACGGUUUCCGGAUGAUAACUCAAGAACGCUUGGGCCUAGGAUCAUGAAACUUUAUAGGGAGGUUGGUAAUGACCAGCAGAUGACCCCUAUUGAUUUUGAGGUCAGUAUGUUAAAGGUCAAGGUCACAGUGACCCUGAACAGUAAAACGGUUUCCGGAUGAUAACUCAAAAACACUUGGGCCUAGGAUCAUGAAAGUUGAUAGGGAGGUUGGUAAUGACCAGCAGAUGACCCCUAUUGAUUUUGAGGUCAGUAUGUUAAAGGUCAAGGUCACAGUGACCCUGAACAGUAAAACGGUUUCCGGAUGAUAACUCAAGAACGCUUGGGCCUA